AUGAACGCCGCUGUCAACAUCCUGGGCAAGCAGGCCCUGAAAAGAUAUGGCAAGAAGAAGCCCAACUCGGAUAACCCCUACAUGGAAACAGUCACCAUCGAGAAGAACGGCAGGACAAAGACGAAGAGACGGGAGAGGCCUAUUCCGGAGGGCCUGUCGAAGAAUGAUGCCAAAAUCCUCCGCAGGGUUCGGAGGAGGGCCUACCGCUGGGAUCAGCAAUUCCACUGCUGCUGCUUCAGCUUCCGCUUUGGCUGGUCCGCAAUCUUGGGGCUCAUUCCUAUCGUCGGUGAUGCCCUCGAAGUGCUGAUCUCGCUCUCCAUUGUGCGCACCGCCUCCAAGGUAGAUGGCGGCCUGCCUAAGCGCCUUUACUCCAUGAUGAUCACUUUCAUCAUUCUCGACUUUGCUUUUGGUUUCAUCCCGGUGCUCGGUGACGCCGUCGACUUUGCCUUCCGCGCCAACACGCGCAACGCCUGGCUGCUCGACUCGUACCUGACUGAGAAGGCCAAGGCCCUGCGUGAAGGCGUCGUGAAGGACGAGGAAGAAGGGACCAAGGUUAGCGUACCCGCAGAAUUGACGGUAUCUCCGCAGGAUCGGGACGUCGAGGAGGGCAUCGAGCCGAUACGGGAACUGGAACCCAUCGGAUCUGCUCCCCCGGCUGCUGUGCCGCCGGCUUGGACGCCUGCGCCGAAGGUUGGUGCCCCACCGUUGUCCAGCCGUAGUUUGACGGGGCGACAAGCGCGGGAUCCGAGGGAGAAGAACUAG
Molecule: messenger RNA, 762 nt
Organism: Dichotomopilus funicola
Lineage: Eukaryota; Fungi; Ascomycota; Sordariomycetes; Sordariales; Chaetomiaceae
Exons: 3
Coding region: 1-762 (253 amino acids)
Source: RefSeq, a predicted model, not a curated record